UUCUCCAAAGUCUUAAACAUUAGAGAAACAUUAUGAUCCCAUCCAAUUUUAUUAAGCUUAUUUUCUUUCUUUUGUAACAAUUUUCUGAAAACAUUUGAUCGAAACGAUGGAAAAAGGUUUUUCAUUGGUGCCUAAAGAAGAAGAAGAAGAAAAUUUCAGAAAUGAGAAAUCUGCAGAUCAAACGAGUUAUUUAUCAACAGAGAUGACGAAGAAAGUUAGCUCCAUGGCUGCUCCAAUGGUGGCUGUGGCUGUUUCUCAAUACCUCCUUCAAGUUAUCUCCAUAGUAAUGGCCGGUCACUUGGACGAGAUCUCUCUCUCUGGCGUCGCCAUUGCCACUUCUCUUACCAAUGUCACUGGCUUCAGCCUCCUCUUUGGGUUGGCAGGUGCGUUAGAGACAUUGUGUGGUCAAGCUUUUGGAGCUGAGCAAUUUAGGAAAAUCAGUUCAUAUACAUACGGCUCAAUGCUAUGUCUUGUCUUGUUCUGUCUCCCAAUCUCUCUUCUUUGGGUUUUCAUGGACAAACUCUUGGAACUUUUCCACCAAGAUCCACUCAUCUCUCAGUUAGCUUGUAGAUACUCGAUAUGGCUCAUCCCGGCUUUAUUCGGAUACUCAAUUCUUCAAUCUUUGACUCGUUAUUUCCAGUCACAAGGACUGGUUCUUCCUCUCUUCUUGAGCUCUCUUGGAGCUCUCUGUUUUCACAUUCCCUUUUGCUGGCUUCUUGUCUAUAAACUGAGAUUUGGAAUCGUUGGCGCUGCUCUGUCCAUUGGUCUUUCCUAUUGGUUGAACGUAGGUUUGCUUUGGGUUUUCAUGCGAGACUCUUCUCUGCAUCGCGAAACCAAAAAUCUAAGAGCUCAAGAAAUCUUCUUGUGCAUGAAGCAGUUCAUUGCCCUAGCGAUUCCCUCUGCCAUGAUGACUUGCUUGGAAUGGUGGUCUUUUGACCUUCUUGUACUAAUGUCUGGACUCUUACCGAACUCAAAGCUCGAAACAUCCGUGCUAUCCAUUUGCCUAACAAUGUCGUCUCUGCAUUACGUUCUGGUGAAUGCUAUAGGAGCAUCUGCAAGCACGCAUGUCUCAAACGAGCUAGGAGCUGGAAAUCCAAAGGCAGCUCGAGCCGCGGCUACAUCUGCGGUUUUCCUCGGUGUUAUCGAUGCAACCAUAGUAAGUAUCACCCUCUACACCUACCGAGGAAAUUGGGCUUAUAUAUUCAGCAACGAAAGUGAAGUGGCUCAUUAUGCAACUCAAAUCACACCCAUUUUAUGCCUAUCCAUUGGUGUGGACAGCUUUCUAGCCGUGCUCUCAGGGGUUGCUAGAGGAACAGGAUGGCAACAUAUAGGAGCUUAUGCAAAUAUAGGUUCGUAUUAUCUGGCCGGGAUCCCGUUGGGUUCGUUCUUGUGUUUCGUUGUGAAAUUGAGAGGGAAGGGACUCUGGAUUGGUAUUUUAAUAGGCUCUACUCUACAAACAAUAGUCCUUGCGGUUGUCACUUUCUUCACAAGUUGGGAACAAGAGGCAGCGAAGGCAAGAGACAGAGUAAUCGAGGUGAGACCACAAGACAACCAAAAAUUGCAAAGCAUUUUACAAGAGGAUGUACAAGUUUUGCUAAAGGAUGUUUCAGAAAAUGUGUAAAAUCACUCAACAUAAUGAUAAC
This is a messenger RNA of Brassica oleracea var. oleracea, 1643 nucleotides long. RefSeq names its product MATE efflux family protein 8-like. The transcript has 7 exons. The coding region runs from base 107 to 1621 and encodes 504 amino acids. Lineage: Eukaryota; Viridiplantae; Streptophyta; Magnoliopsida; Brassicales; Brassicaceae. Gene Ontology annotation, cellular component: membrane. Gene Ontology annotation, biological process: xenobiotic detoxification by transmembrane export across the plasma membrane. The record is from RefSeq and is a predicted model, not a curated record. Gene Ontology annotation, molecular function: antiporter activity; xenobiotic transmembrane transporter activity.